Molecule: messenger RNA, 946 nt
Organism: Grammomys surdaster
Lineage: Eukaryota; Metazoa; Chordata; Mammalia; Rodentia; Muridae
Product: olfactory receptor 494-like
Exons: 1
Coding region: 2-946 (314 amino acids)
Biological process (GO): G protein-coupled receptor signaling pathway; sensory perception of smell
Cellular component (GO): membrane
Molecular function (GO): odorant binding; olfactory receptor activity; G protein-coupled receptor activity
Source: RefSeq, a predicted model, not a curated record
GAUGGCUUUCCAGAAAGAUGGGAACCAUACUGCAGUGACAGAGUUCAUUUUAUUGGGACUAACAGAUGACCCAGUCCUUAAAGUUGUCCUCUUCACCAUCAUCCUUUGCAUCUACCUGGUGACUAUGUUUGGGAACCUCAGCACCAUCCUUCUCAUCAGAGUCUCCUCCCAGCUCCAUCACCCCAUGUUCUUUUUUCUCAGCCACCUGGCUUCUAUUGACAUGGGCAUUUCAUCAUCGGUCACACCCAAUAUGCUUGUUAACUUCCUAAUAAAGCAAAAUACCAUUUCCUACAUUGGAUGCUCUGUACAGUUUGGCUCAGCUGCUUUCUUUGGGACAGUUGAAUGUUUCCUUCUGGCUGCCAUGGCUUAUGAUCGCUUUGUAGCAAUCUGCAACCCACUUCUUUAUUCCGCCAAAAUGUCCACACAAGCCUGUAUCCAGUUGGUUGUAGGAUGUUAUAUAGAGGGUUUUCUUAAUGUUUCUUUUUUCACUCUUUCCUUCUUUUCCUUGUUCUUCUGUGGACCAAAUAGAAUCAAUCACUUUUAUUGUGAUUUUGCUCCUUUGAUGGAACUAUCUUGUUCUGACGUCAGUGUCUCUGUUGUUGUUAUCUCAUUUUCUGCUGCCUCAGUUACUAUGCUAACAGUGAUUAUCAUAUCCAUCUCCUAUUCCUAUAUUUUCAUUACCAUUAUGAAGAUGCACUCCCCUGAAGGUCGACAGAAGGCCUUCUCCACAUGCACCUCCCACCUCACUGUUGUCACUCUGCUAUAUGGAACAGUUAUAUUCAUUUAUGUGAUGCCUAAGUCCAGAUACUCCACAGACCAGAACAAGGUGAUAUCUAUGUUCUACAUGGUGGUGGUUCCCAUGUUGAACCCCCUGAUCUACAGCCUCAGGAAUAAUGAGAUUAAGGGUGCUCUGAAGCGACAUCUUGGUAAGAAAAUAUUUUCUUAG